Molecule: messenger RNA, 1185 nt
Organism: Gekko japonicus
Lineage: Eukaryota; Metazoa; Chordata; Lepidosauria; Squamata; Gekkonidae
Product: interferon-inducible GTPase 5-like
Exons: 1
Coding region: 1-1185 (394 amino acids)
Cellular component (GO): membrane
Molecular function (GO): GTPase activity; GTP binding
Source: RefSeq, a predicted model, not a curated record
AUGGCUGCCAAUUCAAAAGGAUUAACAGAAAAAGAUCUUGCUGAGCUGAAGUCCCGUUUGGAACAAGAAAGUCUCCAAAACGUCUUAGCCGAUACUGAUCAAGAAUUAAAACUAUUAGAGAACACAACACUUCACAUUGCUGUCACAGGGAAUACGGGAGCUGGUAAAUCAUCCUUUGUGAAUGCCUUUCGGAACAUCUCAGAUCAUAAACUAGGUGCAGCUAAAACCGAUGUGGAACAGACAACUAUGAAGCCAGAGAAAUAUCCGAAUGAUAUAUUUCCAGAAAUAACGUUAUGGGAUCUACCAGGGAUUGGGACACGUGAAUUUAAAGCAAAUAAAUACUUAGAGUCCGUGAAUUUUAGCAGGUACGAUUUCUUCAUCAUCGUCUCUGCAAUACGCUUCACUGUGAAUGAUACAAUGCUGGCCUUAGAAAUUAAGAAGAUGAAUAAGCGGUUUUACUUUGUUCGCACCAAAGUGGAUCAGGAUAUGGAUAAUGAGAGAAGGAAGCCAAACUUCAGUGAGACACAAACCUUGGAAAAGAUAAGAAAUGACUGCAUUUCCAAUUUGAGGAAAGACGGAAUUGUCAGUCCAAAGGUUUUUCUCAUAUCCAGAUGGCAUUUGACUAUGUAUGAUUUCCCUAAACUCCACAAGACCCUAGCAGAUGACCUGAAUGUUCUUAAGAGACCUCUUCUAAUCAUGGCGAUGCCAGCUUUCUCAAGAGAACACCUGCAAGAGAAAAAGGCUGAGAUGGAAAAGCUAAUCUGGAAAAAAGCUCUUAAGUCUUGUGGUGUUGGGGCGAUCUUUGUGCCUGGUCUCUCUGUUGCUUACGACGUUCACCUCUUAGUAUCAUCCAUGAAAGAGAUCUGCAGGGCUUUUGGCCUGGAUGAAGCUUCCCUCUGUAAUCUCGCAGAACGGAUUCGCAAACCAGUGGACGUGCUGAAAUCUGCGGUCAAGAAGACUCCGAUGGCUAGCCAGAUUGAUUCGAAAUUUGUGCGGUCUCUCGCAACCAAGUUCCUGGCGGUCGGCUCCGCAAUGGUGGUGGAAGAGCUUGCACGCUGCAUUCCAGUUUUAGGCUCUCUAGUUGGUGGAGCUACUUCUUUUGCCACCACACGUUACGUGCUGAAGAGCUUCCUAGAAGAUGCCAUGGAAGAUGCCCAGAGUGUUCUGGCAAAAGCUACUGAGUAA